CGAAAGCACUAAAUAUUGUGAUUUAUUGUGACCGACAAGUUUAUUCUCUUUUUUAAGUUACUGUAAAUAUUAUUAAUCUUACAGGAUAGGUUAAUAUUCGUGUUGCUGAGGAAAGGAAGCAACAAAUCUCUAAAUCGAUUCUCUGCGCACAAAAUGUUUGUUGAUGGUGGAGGUGAGAAAUCAGAAUGGAGGAAUGCUUCAACACUGAUUCUACCUAUGGAUCUUUAAGUGGAAUGCAAGACAGUAGUAGCAGCUUCAGUAUGUCGCUGAGUGGCAGUGACACAUUCGAGGACCAGCCCUCAACCAGUGGCUGCAGUAGUGAAAUGACACACAAAGAGAAGCGUAAAGCUCGAGUCAAACAGUAUCUACGUCAGCUUAAAGCUAUGGUUCCCCCAGCGUCCGGAAGGAAAGGGAAGAUGGGGACGUUAGGAGCUCUGGAGCAUGUCAUUGGGAGUCUCCAAAAAAUCCAAGAGGAGAAAGAUAAAAGUAAUUUUUCUAAUAGUGAUGCACUAAUAGAAGAACUGGACAAUUCUCUCUUUGACAAAGAUAACCAAUUGAACACACAGGUCCUAAGAUCUGAGGAUGCCAUUCAAGUGGUUCUAACUGUCAAUGAUCUCUCCAUUCUAAGUGUGUCAGACAACAUCACUAAAGUACUGGGAUACCCACCAGACAGCUGGAUCACUAGAUGUCUGACUCAUUAUGUUCACAAGAAGGACAUAGUGACAGUCAACACGAGUUUGAAUGUGGACUCGGUCGAGCUGGCUCAGAUGACCGACUGCGAAGAUUCAGCUGUCGAGAUUAAGUCUGGGGAGAAAUCUAGCCAAAUAAGGAAGAAAUUCUUCUUCAGGAUAAGGAAUUACAAAAGCCUUCAGCACAGUGGGUUUAGCUUGGCACGACCGGACAAGUUUACUACAGUACAGGCCAGUAUGACUGUCAGUUAUUGUCCUGAGGGUAAGAAGACGGGAUCCUCUCCUUCCUCUGGGGAAUCCGACAAAUCGGGCAGAAUUAGUAUCCACCUGGAGUGUGUUCCUCUACAGUCACUGUACAACGUGGAGAGUGUGCAGCUUGAGAAUCAGACAUUCUAUAUGAGGCAUUCCAUGUACUGUAGUUACAAUUACAUGCAUCCAAAUGCCAUUCCCCUGCUGGGGUACCUGCCACAAGAUAUGAAUGGGAUGUCCAUUUUUGAUUUUUACCACAAGGAUGAUUUGGAAACUUUGUAUAACAUAUACAGACAAAUUGUGGUCUCCAAGGGAACACCCUUUAAGAGUAAGCCGAUCAGAUUGAGGACCAGGAAUGGCUGCUGGCUGACUGUGGAGACUGAGUGGUCAAGCUUCGCUAAUCCGUGGUCACACCGGCUGGAGUUUAUCAUUGGUCAACACAGACUGGUCAAACCGCCUACUGACGGCAAUGUGUUCAGUGAACCAGAUCGACCUUUGUUUAUGUCACAGUUGAGUGAUUACCAGCAAAUGCUACAACAAAAAAUCAGACAGAUGUUGCUAGAGCCUGUCACUGAGGGGAAAGUCAUCUCUCCGCUUCAGUCCAGAGUCGAUUCUUCUGAUGAACAGAAAACUUCAGAAGAAUCGGAUAAAACCAAGAUUAAAAGUAAACAACAGAUAGAAAAGUUCACGGACAGGAAAGCGGGGAAAUCACCAGAUUCUCUCCAGUCUGCUGAAUCUAUUGGCAUCAGUUCUAUACAGACCUUCCCGGAACAUGAAACCUCCAUGGCUUAUGAGCAGCUUAAUUAUGCCAACAGCAUCAAAAGGUACUUAAUGAGCCAACAGAAAACAUACUCCUCCUCCUCAGAGAAGAAAGCUACGUCUGAAGAGGAAACAGACACCCCGUGUACCAUCUCCACGACAACUGCAGAACCAUCAGAUUCAGAGUUUGAAGUAGAUAUCUCAGUCCCAAAACCACCUAGCUUUGGAAGUAGUACAAAGGUCCUCCUGUCAGAACAAGAACAGAGGGAGGAUGUGGCUGGUAGUCCUGCUCACCAGAUAGAAGACAACACAGAGGACACGACUGUUUCCCCCGGGGCCCCGGUCCCUGUACCCAUGCCACCCCCUCCCCCUCCUGUGGAGAGCCCUGAUACAUUCAAACCCGUGACGCUCACGCAGGACGCCUUGUUACGUCACACCAGACAGCAGGAAGACCUGUUUGUGGCCCACGCUAAACAGGACAGGAGUCCCAUCAUCCUGAAAUCUAAACAAGGCGAACAUUUACAGGAGAGGAAGAGGAGUCACUCUCCUGACCAAGAGAAAGGGAUGCUCCGACCGUGCAAGACCUCCAGGGGGGACAGCAGUAUUCUGAUCCCUCCCUUCCCCCUCCCCAGUAUAGGAUAUAGACAGGGCGGCCCAUCCCGGGAUAAACUAGGUCACCGGUCAUACAGGAACGAGGAACCGUACACGACGUCACCGUCAGGGCUUCCUGUAUGUACCACCAAACCCUCGCAGAGUAACGUCGGCAGCAGGGUGACCCCCGCCCCCGGCAAUGUCAUGUGGCCUUACUACCCACAGCUAGGCUCAGGAGCCUCCUUUUACCCUCAAGUGAUGGGAGGGUUUUAUCAGGAAGCUAGUCCCUCUCCAGCCACACUAAGCUUCAAUGUCUCCAGUUCUAUGCCGUCCCCUGUGAACACCAAUGGUACGGCUGUAUCCAGGGCUGGUAGACACAAUCUACAGGUACUACAGGGUCACUGUCAGGGUCCGUUCCACCUGCCGUCCAUCACGACCUCGUUUUCUUCGUCUUCGGACAUGUCCAUUUCCCACACGGACAGUGGCUCCUCCUACCUCUAUCUACUGGACUCCGACGACCAGAACAGUGGACAGGAGGACUCCAAGGCUAAAGAAAACAAAAGUAAUAAACGACAAACAGAACCACCCUGGCUAGAGAACAUCUGUUGGAAUAAGAAGCUGGCUAUGAACUACCAGCUCCCAAAUCGGAAAAAGAAUAGGGUACUGAAGUCAGAUAAAGCCUUCAUUACGACGUCCGAGGCUUCUAGUGUCCUCCUGCAACAAAUGAUGGACCUACAAAGCGAUAUUGAACAAAGUCAAGGAGCACCUGUUAUCGAUGAGGAAUGCGACUACCUGUUCUAUGAUGAAGAGGAGACAUUUUCUGACUGUGACAGCAGACUUAUCUCCCUUGAGAAUAUCCACGAUGCUCUAUCUCGAUGUGAAGAUCAUGAGGAUGGCAUUGGAUGCUAUAAGGAUCAGAAAAUUACCUCGGAUCAGAGUAAAAAACCAAUAGGGAAAAAAUCCAGUGACCCUAAUAUGGAGGUGUCUUUAGAAUCAGAGGUUGUGGCAUCCUCUGUUACCGCGGAGGAUAGGCUUCCACCGGAGCAGGUGGACGGAAUGGACUGUCAAACAGAAAGUCAGCCACCUCUGGAAACCCAGGCACCAUUAGAUUCACAAGAACCACUAGAUACUCAGGGACCAUUAGACUCACUGACGAUGGACAUCGAGUCUAAUUGUUCUAAAACUUCGAGUGACAUAACUCCUAGUGAUGAGAGAAGUAGUGGUGAAGCAGGAAGUUCCGUUAAAGAGUCGGACGCGACGUCGUCUAAAGGAUCACUAGACGAGGGCAAAGACUCCUCCGAAUCCGACACAGACGUGGGCAACAGCACCAGGAAAGAUAACUUUGACAUGUUCUUUGUUGUGCCACCUAUUUUCUUUGUCAAUCAUUGUACGACACCUUUCUGGAAUCACACUGUUGAAAUGACACCAUUAAUGGAAAUGGAAUACACAGUAAGUGAAAGGAACACUGAGAAAUGUUUAGGUGAGGAUAUGAGGAGUAUGAAGAACUUUGUACAACCAGAUCUGGUCAAACAGCAAAUGGGCUUCAUGAUGGAGGAAUUAAAUCUUUUUAAAAAGUCCCCAGAAGAAAGUGACACUAAACAACGAGAAAAGGUGACAGCCAGAAAAGAAAGUAGGUGUUCUCUAGACACUAGUUCACUAAAGAAAACAGGGUCACAAUCGCAGUGUAAAUCAGAACAGGGCUUAACAGAGGACUUGUUUAACAGUCUGUUUGUGUCCAUGUUUAACGAGGACUUAUCGAGUUCUAAACAGAGAUCUCCCGACAUUGAGGAUAUUUCUGACUCUCUGGAUGAGGUGGAUUAAUGUGUGACGAGAUAUUGUGUCUGAUUAACUUAAAUGUGUGUGUGGAGUCUAAUAGAGGAAAUUACUUAUGUGUAUGAGGAUUAGAGAUUACUGAUGUAUGUGUGUAAUGAGAUUGGUAAAAUAUGUGUGUUAGUAGAAAUUACUGAUUUGUGUCAGGGAUUAGAUAUUGCUGAUAUACAUGGUCUGUGUAAGUGAAAAUAGAUAAGUGGUGUGAGGGUUAUAGAUGAUAUGAGACUAAGUGAUUAGAGUUGACUGGUAUGUCUGUGUGAGUGAUAUUAGAGAAUAAAAUAUGUGUGUGUAUUAAGUGAUUAGAUAUUUCUUAUACAUAUCUUGAAAGUGAUGAGAACCUGUGUAGGUGGUUGGAGAUUAAAUAUAAUAGUGUGAGUUAGUUUUAUAGAAAUUUCUAGUACCCCGUAGUUCUUUGCAAGUGAGAUUAUUAAUGAAACAUUAAUAUUUUCCCAUACAAACAACAAAAUCAUGUCAAACCCUUUGUCUUUUAUUAAACAUUUAUAUAGAAUGUAACUUCUCUGGCAUGACAGAGCAGGUGUUAAUACAUUUUUAAGACAAUUUGAUAUCAAAUAUUGACGGCAGUCGAAUACAGUAUAGGACAUCUUGUCAUGUCACUAGCAGCAUACAGCAAUGAUCCUUUACCUAGCUACUAUAAAUUAAUAAGACAAUCCUAAGCGACCCCAACACUUCCCUUAAUCAUGUUGAUAUUGAUACACGCAGGGUACCUAAAGUAGAUACACCAUUCCUUGUGGUUAUCAACAUUUUGUUAGAACUCUCAGCUUCCUGCCUUUUGAUCUCCAGUACUUGUAUACAUUAAUAUUUUAUUUGGUUAUAUGACUAUUUUCGAUUAGUCCUAUGAAAGUUUAGAGCAGACGCAUUGUUUGUGUCAAAGAACACAAAGUGUUUUUCUCAUGGUAAAUAUAACCAUGUGUUAACAAUGUAUUUAUGUAAUUAUUUUGUUGUCUUCGAUAUUAUUGUCAUGUAUUGGGUUGUUUUUGUGUUGUAUGUAAAUUUUAAAUUAAAAAGCAUUGUUGUGCUGUUACCAUGUUAAAUAUUUGUUCUGAUUUUGUAAAAAUUAAUUUUAAAAUUGCAUGAGUAAAGGGGUUAAAUUCCAAACUAGACUUAAUAAAAAUGUUAUAUUUGUCUUUUUGCCAUUGGCCAGAAAACUUCAAAUGUCACAAGAUGAUAUUGCUGUUUCUUCAAUUAUUUACUAUCCUUCAAAGAUUGCAUACAAGCUGAACUACACUGUACUUCUUCUGAAAACUUAGCAUAAGGAAAAAAAUCCCUUAGUACCCGUAUGUCAGGAGGGUGAGCUAAAAAAAAGUUCAGCUUUGUAAACAUGGUAAACAAUAUAUUUUUAUAUGAAACAUCAAUGUAUUUUAACAUGGUCUUCUAUUCAAGGUCAUAUUUUAUAGUCUACCACAUACUAUGUAUGUGAAUGUAUUUUUAUCGAUAAGAUAAUCAUUAGCUUCUUUAGUAAAUUUUCCUGUUUUGGAGAUAUCUUAAAGUUUUGAUCAGAUCAUCAAGGGAUUUUUAGGUACAGAAAAAAAACUCAGAUGUUUGUGUCUUUGUGUUUUCUAGGUGUUAGUAUAUAAAUAUAUAUAUGAAUUUUUAAAACAGUCUAAAUCCUAUUUAUUACAGAGAGGGGGAAAUAAGUCAGGGUCAGGUGUUCUUAGCUGCUGGACAGUGAUUUCCUUUAAAUUUAUUCUUUUUUACCAAAGACCAUGUGAUUUCUAAUGUUUAUUUAUUAAAUCUUUUGUAAAACAUUGAUAUCAUAUAACCAUCUUGCAUUACACAUUUGUUCGUCAUUCCAUUGUUAUUUGUUGUUAUCAAUGAAUUUUGAAUAAAAUAUUUUAAAACACUAAG
This is a messenger RNA of Saccostrea cuccullata (small rock oyster), 5984 nucleotides long. Its product is annotated as period circadian protein homolog 1-like. Bases 186 to 4109 code for a protein of 1307 amino acids. The transcript is spliced from 23 exons. Lineage: Eukaryota; Metazoa; Mollusca; Bivalvia; Ostreida; Ostreidae. Gene Ontology annotation, cellular component: nucleus; cytoplasm. The record is from RefSeq and is a predicted model, not a curated record. Gene Ontology annotation, molecular function: transcription cis-regulatory region binding; transcription corepressor binding. Gene Ontology annotation, biological process: entrainment of circadian clock by photoperiod; circadian regulation of gene expression; negative regulation of transcription by RNA polymerase II.